Mytilus californianus (California mussel) is the source of this 2277-nucleotide messenger RNA. RefSeq lists its product as uncharacterized. Gene Ontology annotation, biological process: positive regulation of DNA-templated transcription. The transcript has a single exon. Bases 62 to 1741 code for a protein of 559 amino acids. Gene Ontology annotation, cellular component: nucleoplasm; chromatin. NCBI's taxonomy places the organism in Eukaryota, Metazoa, Mollusca, Bivalvia, Mytilida, Mytilidae. Gene Ontology annotation, molecular function: ubiquitin-protein transferase activity; zinc ion binding. The record is from RefSeq and is a predicted model, not a curated record.
UUAACAAGAAAGGUAACCUGAUAACAAACAAGGAAGUAGAAUAUCUGUGUCGUACUUAAAAAUGGUGUUUUCACAAUCAGUCAGAAAAGGACAAAUUCCUGUUAGUUGUGGAUUAUGUGAAACUGAUAGACCCAUCAAAUGGAAGUGUUUAGACUGUGAUCUUUUAUUGUGUGAUCAUUGUAAGGAGAAGGUACAUUUAAGAGUGAAAACUGCAAAGGAUCACAGAAUAAUCGAUAUAAAAGAAAUCGGACUCUAUAAAGAAGAACUAGAUUUUGCAAACAUUCCCUGUAAAGACCAUGCUGGACAAUAUACCUGUCUUUAUUGUAAGACAUGUGACACUCUUGUUUGUCCAACCUGUGUUUCAAAAAUUCACAAGAAACAUGAUCUAACAGAAAUUCAGGAAGGAUAUGAGAUGAAAAUAGACAAGUUGAAAAAAGGACAAAGUAAAAUUCAAAGGGAUAGGAAACAAAUAGUUUCAAGAAAAGAACAGCUUAACCAACUUUUAUCUUUGGAAAAUUCUAAAUACAACCAGGUUAAUCAAGAUGUUCUUAAGCAUGAAAUAUCUGUGAAAGCAGCAGUUGAAAUGUACUUUAAAAAACUCAGAGAAGAAUUAGAUCAGAAUAAAAGCACUGUCUCUAGUACAAUCAAAUCUGAUUUAAAUGCUGUCUCAGACUUACUAAAAGAAGCUGACAAUAAAAACAAUGAAGUUGAGGAUUUCAUUCAAAUAACUGAUGCUUCCAAGUUCUUUACAGAUAUUAACAAUUUAGAAAAAUCUAUAGACAUCCAAAUGCCCCAACUACAGUCAAAUUAUGUAUCUAUACCAAACUUUGUUCAAGGGGACAUCACUCAGUCUAACAUUGGGGUUUUGGAAUUUGAUGAAAAUCCAUCUCAUGAACACUAUAUUAAUUUGAAAAUAAAUAAACAAUAUCAAACUGAACUUGAGGUUGUAUCAUAUGUAUGCACAUCUAUAUACCAGUCUUUCUGGAUAAGUUCUGGUAAAUAUGGGUUAGUUCAAAAAGUGAAACCUGAUGGCACCAAACUGAAGAUACUAUCCAGUUAUAAAACCAGUGUUUAUGGUAUGACUGUUACUCAAUCAAAUAAUCUACUAUUGUGUUGUGAGGGAUCAAGACUCCAAGAAAUUAGCAGUAUUACAGGUAAACUUACAGACUCGGUAUAUAAUGUGUCACCAUUAGUACCUUCAGCAGUCUAUAUCACCAGUGACAAUAAAGUUCUAGUAGGAGGUGUUAAACCAGGAAGAAGUGUUGUAAUACUAAUGAAUCAGAAUGGAGACCAUGAGAGAGUGUAUGAACAUAAUCAACAUAAACAACCUGUAUUUACCUAUCUCUGGAGAAUAACUAGCACCAGUAAUGGGAAUAUUCAUGCGGUGGAUAGAGUAAGUGAGGACAGACUUAAAGUAGUAGUGUUAGAACAGGGUGGUGAUAUAAUCAAUAUCUAUACAGGAGAUACAGAGAUCAACAAGGACAGACCGUUCUUUCCAGGAGACAUAGUGACAACACCUAGAGACAAUGUUAUUGUAGCUGAUAUUUAUACUCAUACACUUCAUUUCCUGAACAAUGCUGGCCUGCUGAUGACAUAUUAUAAAACAAGUGACAUAAACAUAAUGUUACCGAUGUCUCUUGCAUUCUCUCCAACAGGACAACUUUAUAUAGGAUGUAUUACACCAGAAGGUAGUACAACCAAGGAGGCAAAGAUAUAUGAAGUGACCAUAUCAGGAUGUUGAAGUAUAAAAAUAUGCAACAGUAAAAUUCUUAGAAUGAGUACUCCAUUCCUAAAUUAAUAGUUGCCUUAUGCAGAUCUGUGUCAUUGAUACAUGGAUUGUACUAUAGUUAAAAGUAGAUUUUAUUCCAUGUCAUCAAAUAUGAUUUAUUUUUAAUUGUAUUAUGUACCAGUUGAAAUGAAUAAAUUUCAUGAUUCCAUGGUUUUGAGAAAUUUUGAAUUCCUCAUUUGUAAUAUAUUAUAGAUAGUUCAGUUUAAUCAAAGUCGAAAUGUUUGAACCUAAUUACAUGUGUAUGAUUUUGUUUCUACUGAAAUAUCAAUCAUUCUGUGAAAACUAUGUUCUUUUUUAUCAUUCCUUUUUAUGUAAUUUGUUUUUACAUAAAUGUGUCUUUGCAUGAUUUUUAUAACCUGUUCUACUAGCUGUUUAAUUUGAUCACAUCAUUAACAAACAAAAAAUCUAAAAAAAUUUUUUCAAAUUAUGAAAAUUUAUAAUUCUUUAUAAGGUUUAUAGUUAUUGAAUAAAAGUAUCAUUUCAAGUUA